Dioscorea cayenensis subsp. rotundata (Guinea yam) is the source of this 1780-nucleotide messenger RNA. RefSeq names its product protein RMD5 homolog. Gene Ontology annotation, biological process: proteasome-mediated ubiquitin-dependent protein catabolic process. NCBI's taxonomy places the organism in Eukaryota, Viridiplantae, Streptophyta, Magnoliopsida, Dioscoreales, Dioscoreaceae. The coding region runs from base 260 to 1420 and encodes 386 amino acids. The transcript has 3 exons. Gene Ontology annotation, molecular function: protein binding; ubiquitin protein ligase activity. The record is from RefSeq and is a predicted model, not a curated record. Gene Ontology annotation, cellular component: GID complex; cytoplasm; nucleus.
CUAGGGCUUCUCUUUACCCUGAUCCCACGACAUCCCCAGCAGCAGUGCUGUUGCUUCUCGCUUCCAUUUCUCCUCUCAAAUCCCUCAAGAUUUCGGAGUGGCUUUUAGCUGAAAAGGAGGUGAUCCAGCCGCACCUUCCAGUACGGCUACCUUGUUACGACGACCCGCAUUGAAUGCUGGGCCAUUCGUUGAUGUAACUUGCUCAUUCUUCACCAACUUCGGCUGAAGAUUUCUUGUGAGCUGAUACACAUUUAGCAUAAUGGAGCUGACUACUAUUGAAGAUGCAUUUGAGAGGGCUAUCAAGAAGCAAAAGCUUUCAGCUUCAAAAACCAAGGAACUUAUAGAUGGAAUGCUGCUGGCUGUUGAGCAGGCAAUGAAAGAAAUUCAGGCAAUCCCCAGUGAAGGAGCCUCCUCUAGCCCGAAUUCUGUUUUAAUGGAACUUAAGAGUAAACUGACUGAAAUGGCUCCAAUGAAUCAGCUUGAAGCGUCCCAGAAGGAUCUUGCCAUUUCACUGGGCAAAUAUGGCAAGCUACUAGAGAAACAAUUUAAUACAGACCUAUCACAUGCUUAUAGAAAUGUUGACUGGGAUACCCACACGGUGAACCAUAUCAUAGCUGGUCACUUUUACAGGCAGGGAAUGUUUGAGAUUGGUGAUUGCUUCGUAAAUGAGGCUAACGAAGUAGAUGCCACCUCCAAAUUGAGAUCUCAAUAUGUCGAGAUGUAUCAAAUACUAGCUGAGACGAGAUCUAGGAAUCUUGAACCAGCACUUGCCUGGGCCAUCAAACAUCGGGAACAUCUGUUAAAGAAUGGGUCGAACCUUGAACUGAAACUUCACACCAUGCAAUUUGUUGAGAUACUGUACAAGGGUGGCAGAAAUGAUGCUCUGGCAUAUGCGAAGGCUUACCUGGGUCCAUUCGCCAAUAAUUACAAGACCGAAAUUCAGAAGUUGAUGGCCUGCCUCCUGUGGGCUGGUCGGCUUGACCAGUCCCCGUAUGCUGACCUUGUCUCUCAGUCCCGAUGGGAUGAUCUAGCAAAUGAGCUUGUUCGGCAAUUCUGCAACCUUUUGGGGCACUCCUUCUCGAGCCCGCUCGACAUGGUGGUAAGAGCAGGAGUUCAAGCCCUACCGACCAUCCUGAAGAUGGCAAGUGUGAUGGCUGCUACAAACCAGGACUGGCAAACAAUGAAGCAACUGCCGAUGCCUGUGGAUCUUGGGAGCGAGUUCCAGUUUCAUUCCAUCUUUGUGUGCCCGGUGUUGUGGGAACCUGCGAGUGAAGAGAACCCGCCGAUGUUCAUGCCAUGCGGACACGUCCUAUGCAAGCAGGCUGUUCUCAAGUUGUCAAAGAGUAGCACCCGACUAUUUAAGUGCCCGUACUGCCCGGCGGAUACCACAGUUGCGGAAUGCAAGCAACUUCACUUCUAGUUGAUGCAAAAAAUUAAGGAUUUCCAAUCGAUCAAUCAAAAGAGGCCACAUGCUGCUUUGGCAUUGUGUGAGUUUUCUGCUCUACUGUAGGACAUUCUGUUUGCUUCAGCAGGGAAAGUUCUAUGGUUUUCUAGUGGACAGGGGGGGUGGGGGGAUAAAAGUGUUUUGAUUUGUACAUAUGGAUUCAUGUCUUUGUGCCCUACAUAUUUGGAAGGAUGCUUUGAAAUGUGCUGAAAAUUCUUUUCUGUUCAAUCAUAGAAUGAUAAGUUUAUUUCCUGCCUUUCUUUGUUUGUUCAUGUAAUCAAAUCUUUAUUAGACCUCAAUAAUGGAUUUCAAGGAACCUUCAAGGCACUCAAAAUU